AUGGGUCAAAAGGUGACCAAGGCGGAUUUCACCUGGUCAUACGACGAGGAGCCACACGCCAGCAGGCGUGUAAAGAAUGCUAAGAAAUAUCCACAAAUCAAGGAUCUGUUUGGACAAGAUCCAGCGUUCAAAGUGGUCGUGAUAUGUAUGGUACUGGCACAGAUUGGUUUUGCUUGGCUGCUCAGAGGUAUGAUCUAUGCUCUAUGUGGUAUCUGUGUUUUUAUGAUUGUUACCCUCCCCAACUGA
Messenger RNA from Cooperia oncophora, 246 nucleotides. Lineage: Eukaryota; Metazoa; Nematoda; Chromadorea; Rhabditida; Trichostrongylidae. The record is from the annotation of a GenBank genome assembly.